ACAUACAGCAAUAAGAACUGUGUGCUACAAAACGUCACCAUACACACAGAACAAAAAGAAGAAGAAGAAGAAGGCAUUGAAAAAAAAGAUCGACUCACAGUAGAGAAAUGAAAAAACACAUUGAGAGACAGAAAUACGUGCCACUGAAGUAGAAACAAACAAAAUCAAGUGAUGAAAACACGACUAAAGUAGUACGAGAGGAGAAAAUAUUCUUUGGUAUUUUUGAUUUUGCCAGAACUUGUUCAAAUGAAUAAAGUGAUAUUUUGAAUGUAAUUUUGUGAAAAACAAUCGUUGCAGAGAUUUUGUGGCCAGUAAAAGUAUAAUAUUUGCGUGGCUCACGUUCAUGAAUGAUAAAUUAGCAUUUUAUGUAAAUUUUUCUUUUGAUUGCACGGAAUUUGGAUAUAUUAAUUUGAAGAGUGUGUGCUUAUGAUUUGUGCGGCAGAAACAUAUUGAAUUGCGUGGAAGUUUUGUGUGUUCCAGAAAAAAUGUUUCGACGUUAUUAGCCGAUGACAACAGUGAGAAGAGAAGAGAUUCUGUGACAAUUGUGUGUGUGAUUCAUUUGACGAAACAAUUUACAUGGUGCCCGUUAAUUGGCUGCUGUUCACUCUAAUAGACAUGCAAAAUGAUAUCAUUUUUCAAAAAAGCAGGUCGCAACAGACCCAUCGUCAAAUCAUCGUCGUUGAACAUAGAAUGUAGUGAUGUCACCGACAGUGGUAACCAGUCGCAGGGCGGCAACGAUCAACAAAUUCUCGGCAAAAUCGAACAACAAAUACUAAACGAUGAUUAUGAGACCGAUAUGGAGAUUGCGUCGUCAUCGCAUUCGACGAAAAACAUCACCCGAAUCCUUGACGAUCGAAAUUGUUUGUGUUAUUUUGUGCAGUACAUGGAGCAAAAGUCGGCGUUGCCUUUGAUUCGAUUUUGGUUGGAUGUCGAGAGUUUUAAAUCGUCAUCUGAGCAAUGUGGUCGAAUAUCGUCGCGAAAAUGUGUAAAUAAGCGUAUGACACCAAAGUCAUCAAUAGGUCGUAGUGUAUCUCUAGAUGGUAUGACAUUAAACCGUGAUGAUUUUUACAGUGCUUACAAUGAUGUUGAAUCAUUGGACGACCGAAAUGAGUCGAUGAAUCUCAAUGAAUUGCCUUCGGAACGGGAUAAUGGCGAUGGAAGCAGUGAUGCAAACUCCAUGACAAAUUUAAGUGAUAUUUAUGAGCGUAACGAUGACCACGAACAAUUGGACGAAAUACUGUCCGCCUCAGUGGAUGAAGAGAGUUCACAAAAAAUCCUCGAAAACGGUCGCAAAAGUGCAACGGGUGCAUCAUCGCAUGGCGAUGACACGGACGGUAUGUCAUCAAAGAUGCCGGCAUCGUUAACAAUCGAUGCGAUUCGAAUAUUCAAAAAAUACUUGCUCGCUGGCGAAUUGACCAAUUUGGUGCGUAUACCAACGAGCAUUUUAUCGCAAAUCUCUCUGGUGUUGUGCGUUCAAAAUGACGACAAGUGCCCGGCUGACAGUGAUAAACAUUCAAGAUUGAGCAUAUCCAGCGAAUCGAUUCCAUUAUCGACGUCACAAUUGGAGGGAAAAAACUUGAUCACCGUCUUUGAUGAGGCGCAAUCAUUUAUUUUGGACUACUUAGAUCGCAUGUAUACGGGUGAUUUUUUGGAGAGUGCAUUUUAUUAUCGUUUUUGCAUCGAAAAUACCGGCACAAAUCUCAAGAUCACCGACAUCCUCUAUAAUGAAUUGGCGCUAUUUUAUUUUAUGGAAUUUUUAGAAGUUGAAUCGAAACGACAUUAUUUGGACUUUUGGUUGGCUGCUAUGAAUUUUAAACGGCAAUUGGACAAUAGUUGUAAUGCUGCUAUUGUAUUUGAUGAGAAUGAUAAGGAAAUGAGCGAUGAACAAACUGCAGCCGCCGCCGCUGCCGCGGUGGCUCUAGCAAAUGAUUGCAAUGCAAUUGAACAAAGCCAAAACGAUGCCUUGAUUUUGUAUGAAAAGUAUUUCUCAUUGCAGGCCACGUGUCCGUUGCAUUUGUCGGAUCGUGUGCGAUUCCAUGUGGAGGAGAAAAUCUGUUCGAUUGACGGCAACGAAGCGAUUGCACAUUGUUUUGAUCUUCCGCUAUCCAUUAUUGAGCGAUUUUUAAGCGAACAAUUUCUGGCACCAUUUGAAUGUUCGCCACUAUUUUUCAAAUAUCUCACAGAACUCACACAAAAAAUGGAAGCAAUGACCGUAAAACCAUCGACAGUCUCGGUAACAACUUCAAAAGUCAUCCGCACGACAAGUGAUGUGGAGCACAAUAAAAAGUCACCAGCACAAAAGGACUAUGCACAAGUCAUUUCAGCAAAAAACACCCUCCUUGCAAUGGAAAGUGUUAAGAAACGAACACACCAGCGCAUCAAGUCUUCAGACAUGUGCAUCGAUGCACGGCAAUUGCACGAUCCAGAUCUGUUGUGGCGCCGACAUUCAGCGAGUGGCCUGAAAUUUGGCCAUGUCAACGAAAUGGGACGGUAUGAGCGAGACUAUGAUAUGACUCCAUGUGAUAAAAAUCAUGUAAAUGUUUCCAAUGCCAGUGGUAACAUCGAUGCUAAUCAAAUCAUUCAAAAUACCGGCAACAAAAUCAAACGGGCCGUUCGAAAAUUGGUACAUCUUCCCGAACAAUGCAUGCAAGAAGAGCUCGCCUGGCAAAUGGCCGAGAUGAUUGUUAAAGAUAUCACUAGCGUUACACUGCACACGAACCAAGUUCCAAAAGAGACAUUUUAAAUUCCGGUUUUUUAAACACUGUGCUCUUUCAUUAUUUUAAAGUAUAAAAAAGCGCAUCAAUUGAAUCUCCGUUUUAUUAUUUCUCUGAAUAUAGACGCGCAAAAUUAAGAUAUUAUUUGGCGAGCCGCAACACUCGCUGGACCAAACGACAGGAAUUGUUUACAGAACCAGGAAAUAUGAAAAAGAAAGUUUACAGUUUGUUAUUAUGAAAUAGAGAAAGAGAUCUGAACAAAUUUUUACAGAUUUAUUAUAUUUAGAAAAGUUUUUUUUUAUUCUUUCUGUCUUUUUACGUUUUUAAUACUUCAGAGCAAGUCAGGGGUGGAGAAGUGAUGAGCGACCGGGACCAAGGAGCCAAUGAACAAAAAUAUGAAAUAAAAAAUAAAAAAUUGGAAUGAUAAAGCAGGACUUCUUUGAGCUUAUAAAAAAAUACAAAAUUUAAUCGUAUGGCUUGCUUCCGUGUCGCACAUCACUUUUUACCCACAGCUCAUUCUAAAAUUCAGUUUAUUAUAUAAAAAGAAGAAAAAAAUUAUUGUAAAUUAUUCUCGUUAUUGAAUUACAAAUAAAUUUUAACAA
Contarinia nasturtii (swede midge) is the source of this 3316-nucleotide messenger RNA. RefSeq names its product A-kinase anchor protein 10, mitochondrial (gene pkaap). NCBI's taxonomy places the organism in Eukaryota, Metazoa, Arthropoda, Insecta, Diptera, Cecidomyiidae. Gene Ontology annotation, cellular component: plasma membrane. Bases 623 to 2743 code for a protein of 706 amino acids. The transcript has 3 exons. The record is from RefSeq and is a predicted model, not a curated record. Gene Ontology annotation, biological process: intracellular protein localization.